ACAGCGACGGAUGCGAAUACAAAACACACGGACGCCGGCGUGUUCGUCGCCAAAAGCACAACUACGUCAGUGUGUGUUGAGCAGCCACGGAGUGAAGACCUGCGUGUCUGCCCUCCCAUUCCCCAUCCAGGCUCCUUCACGCGAGGAAGAGACGAAUCGGCAGCUAAGUUUAACAGAAUAAACAAACUUAUUACAUAAAAAAAUGGAGGGCUUCAAGCACAUUCCCGUCAAACUGGGAGACUUCAGCGUGAUCGACCAGGAGUUCAAUUCCAUUCGGGAGAAAUUCGACAGUGAAAUGAAGAAGAUGGAAGAUGAGAUGGCUCGCUUCCGUAAUGAACUGAUGAAUCGGGAAUCGUCUCUCUUCCAGCGCUCAAUGCUCACUUCCUCCAGGUUGCCGCCCUUCAUGUCUAACCCGCUCGCGACAACCCAGAUGACCGGCCAGGUGGCACCCGCGCCCUCCAUGGCACCCCCUCAGCCCAGCACGAAUUAGUAAGAGCGCGUGUGACCUCACUUUGCCCUCCCUCCC
Molecule: messenger RNA, 526 nt
Organism: Penaeus indicus
Lineage: Eukaryota; Metazoa; Arthropoda; Malacostraca; Decapoda; Penaeidae
Exons: 2
Coding region: 203-490 (95 amino acids)
Source: RefSeq, a predicted model, not a curated record